AUGAGAACCAUCCUCCCAGGCCUCCCCUCCCCCCACCUCCAAGCCCUAGCAACAGGCUACUGCCAAAACGCAUCCGAGUCCGGCCCCCGUCGAAUAACCGUCUACAUCUCCGGUCCCGCAAUCUCAAUCCUCUCCCCAAGCCCCACCUCCCCAUCCCAUCUCCUCCAAACAAUCUACGACGACGACCCAACCCCCCUCCAAUCCGUUGCCCUCGACGAACCCACGGCCAAAAUCGCCGUUAUCACCACCUCUGGCACAGGGAGGAUAUACAAACCAACAAUCAACACCCUCCUCCCGAUCAACUCCCCCGAGCGUGAGCCCCGCUGGGUAUUACAAGGAACCUUUUUCUCCUCCCCCUCCCCUUCCCAUCCAGCAACCCUCUCCUGGGGCAGCGACGGCGAACUUUUGGUCUCCUCCUCCUCAUCCCUCCAACUAUGGCAGACGUCCCGACCAGAGGGGGAUAUUCAUUUAUCAUGGACGCAACCGCUCCCUAAUCCAGCGAAAAUGGCGCUGUUGUCGUAUGAUUCGGCGUACAUAGCCUCUGUGGGGCGAUAUGAUAAACUGGUGAAAGUGUGGAGGAGGCUGAGCUAUGGGUCUGGGGGUGCGGGGACGGAGGAGGGCGUUGAUGGGGCGAGGUUUGAUUUUGUGUACUUACGGCAUGGGGAUGUGGUUACCAGGCUUGAGUGGAGGAGGAGGCCGAGGCAUGAGGGGCAGACGGUGGAGAAUGUGCUUUGGACGGUGGACUGCAAAGGAAGAGUAAAGCUUUGGGUUGGCGGGGAUGGGCAUGGGAUGAGGGAGCUGAGGCUUUGGGGGGGGUUGGAAUUGGGGAUGAAAAUGGGGUGGGUGAUUCAGGGGGGGGAUUUGAUGGGGGCUGUUGAGGGGGUUGUGGAACGGGGGAGGGGGGAGGGGGUGGAGAGGGUGGUGGAGGUCGGGAGGAGGUGUCAUGAGGUUGUGGUCGGGUUGGAUGGGAAAGGCGGGGUGAAGGUUUGGGGGUUGGAGGAUGUGGGUUGGGAACCGGGUGCGCAGAAGAGAGGGGGGGUCUGGGAGAUUGUGGAGGUGAAGGGGGUGGAGGGGUUGGACUGGGGAGGGGGAGCAGGUGAACAUGUCGAGGUGCAGAGUUAUUGUGAUGGCAAGGGGCUGUUGCAGGUGCUGGUGCACUUUUUUGAUGGGAGGAUUGAGGUUUAUGAGACCGAUCUCGCGGCCUUGGUUGAUCCGAACCCGAAGAGGAAGAGGCUAGAAAGGGUGGCUGUUUGGACUGGGCAUUCGGCACCGGUCAAGAAGGUGGUGAGGAAUUUCAGUGGGAGGGCGGUCGUUACGAGGACGGAGUCGGGGCAGAGCGUUGUGUGGAAACAUGAGUUGGAUCAUGGGAAGGGGGUGACGAUGUUGAGGAGACAGGUCGUCAUCCAGCAAGCGGGGCAUGUUCACCGGAUGUGCGUGUUGAGAAAGGGGAGGUUUGUGGUUUUCUUGCGGCACGAAAAGGUUGAGCUUUGGGACUGUAGGGGGGCUCAGGCGAGAUUGCUGGCCGAGCAGAGGUAUGAUGUGCCGGGGAAACCAUUGUGCCUGAUUGUGCUGCCGAGGCACAAGGUGGAGGAUUACACCACGGCGCAUGUUGCGACGAUCACGUCGGAAAAGGAGGGUGUUGGUUGGGAGGUCAAGUUUCCGUUCUAUAGACCGAACGAUCCGACGGUCAACGUUGCGAAUGGCCGGGGGGAGGGGGAUCAGGAGGGGUGCAUCAGGGAGUUUGUCAAGUUUACGCUUGAGGAUGCGGGGGAUUUGGGGUAUGUGUUACCUGUUGAUCCGGCCGGGGCGGAUUUCCAUGUUUCGGGGUUUUUGGAUGUGUUUGCACGGGAUGUGGCGAUUUCGUACACGCACUCGGGGAGGGUCGAGUUUUGGACUGCGAGGGUUGGGCAUGAGGGGAAGGGGGUGGAGUGGUUGUCGACGAGCUCGCUGGAGACGGGGGUUGCGAACCCGGCGCUGGUCAGCGGGAGCACGCUGAAAAAGGCGGCGUUGGUGAGUGCGGAUCGGUCGACGUUGACGAUUUGGGAUAUCAGGGGGGCGAGGCUGGAGUAUGAGCAAAAGUUUGAGAACAGUCAUACGAUUAGGGAUCUGGACUGGGCGACCACGCCGGCGAAGCAGAGUAUCUUGGCGGUUGGGUUUCCUCAUCGGGUGUUGUUGUUGAGUCAGAUGAGGUUUGAUUAUCUCAACAAGGGGCCGGCGUGGCUGCCGACGAGGGAGAUUUCGAUACGGCAGUGCACACCGCAUCCGAUUGGGGACUCGGUUUGGUUGGGGGGUGGACACUUGGUGAUUGCGGCGGGGAACCAGCUGUUUGUGCAUGAUCGGGAGUUUGAGGCUUCGACUUCGCUUGUUCCGGCAACCGGGCUGAGGAUACCGCAUCGAAAGGGCAAGGCGAGGCAGCUUGAUCUGUUUGAGGUUGUGGACCGGCUCAAUGGCCCGCUGCCGGUUUUCCACCCGCAGUUCUUGAGCAUGUGCAUCCUUGCCGGAAGGAUCUCGCUCGUUCACAAGGUCCUGCAGGCGUUGCGCAAGACGCUUCGGUUCUGGGCAGAGGGUGAUGUGGUGGAUGAUUACCUCGGCCUCGACCUGGUGGAAUUCUACGCCGGCGAUGGGUCACUGCAUAACGGCGGUGGCCACCCAAGAGAGUACCUCAACCGCCGGCAGUCGUUUGACGACGGCGACGAGCCCUUCUCGGAAGAAACAGCUGUCGACAUCAACGAGCGCCUCACCCGCAUUGGCAUCCCUCAGCUCUCGGGCCACGAACAAAUCCAACUCGUCGACAUUGUAGAAUGCGUCGGCGUGGUCGAAAAACAACGUCGCUCCCUCGACGAAAACGGAGCAAGAUUCAUGCUCGCCUUCAGGCAACACGCCCUGAGAAAGGGAAGAGCAAACGAGGUGCACAUCUCGUGGCGCGAAAUCAGCUGGGCAUACCACUCCACCAGCCAAGACGUCCUUGUCGAUUUUGUGACCAAGCAGAACCACGGCAGGAUGCUGUGGGAGGGCGCGAGAGAAAGCGGCAUGUUCAUGUGGCUUGGUGACAGCGCUGCCGUGAGGCAACAGUUUGAGAUUAUUGCGAGAAACGAGUACACCAAAGGCGAGGACAAGAACCCUAUCGAUUGCAGCCUCUAUUACCUCGCCCUCAAGAAGAAGACUAUCCUCCAGGGCCUGUGGAGAAUGGCAAGCUGGAAUAAAGAACAGGCCUCGACGUCGAAGUUUCUGGCGAAUAACUUUGACGAUCCGAAGUGGCGGACUGCGGCGUUGAAGAAUGCUUACGCGUUGAUGUCGAAGCGGAGGUUUGAGUACGCGGCUGCGUUCUUCUUGUUGGCGGACCAUUUGCAUGAUGCGGUGAACGUCUGUCUUAAUCAGCUUCAUGACCUGCAGCUCGCGGUGGCGAUCACGAGGGUGUACGAGGGUGAUAAUGGGCCGGUGCUGAAGAGGCUUCUCGAAGAAGAAGUCCUAUCCACUGCAGCAAAAGAAGGAAACCGCUGGUUAGCGUCGUGGGCAUUUUGGAUGCUUGGGCGUCGUGAUAUGGCUGUGAGGGCACUUAUUACGCCAGUCUUUGCCCUCCUCUCCACCACCCCCUCCUCCCCACCCCCAGACGACGGCAACCUCAAAUCCAAAUCCUACCUCACCGACGACCCCGCCCUCGUAAUCUUGUACCGCCAGCUCCGCCAAAAGACGCUUCAAACACUCCGUGGAGCGACAAAGGUCACGCCAAAGGUGGAGUGGGAGUUUGUGCUGCAUUCUGCCGGGUUAUAUGACCGCAUGGGCUGUGACUUGCUCGGCCUUGAUUUGGUGAGAAACUGGGAGUUUUUCCACCCUGCCGCGCAGGCGAUGACGGGGUUGGGAGGGGAGAUUAACCCGUUGAGGCUGCUGAAGAGGAGGGGGAGCUUGGUUGUGGCUGAUAUUCCUAUCCGUGGGGGGCCACUGUCGCCGCUUGCGACGCCGGGGGGGCAGAUGCAGGUGCCGGGGGAGAUGAAGACUGGUGGUGGUGGUGGGACAACGGCAAAGCCGAAGCCGCCUCCGACGGUGUUUGAGGAGCCGGAUGCGAACUCCUUGUUGGACAGUUUUGGUUUUUAA
Podospora pseudocomata is the source of this 4092-nucleotide messenger RNA. It is a transcript of the gene RAV1, whose product is annotated as regulator of (H+)-ATPase in vacuolar membrane. Gene Ontology annotation, biological process: vacuolar acidification. The transcript is spliced from 3 exons. Bases 1 to 4092 code for a protein of 1363 amino acids. Gene Ontology annotation, molecular function: protein binding. NCBI's taxonomy places the organism in Eukaryota, Fungi, Ascomycota, Sordariomycetes, Sordariales, Podosporaceae. The record is from RefSeq and is a predicted model, not a curated record. Gene Ontology annotation, cellular component: RAVE complex.